Messenger RNA from Lecanosticta acicola, 3041 nucleotides. Lineage: Eukaryota; Fungi; Ascomycota; Dothideomycetes; Mycosphaerellales; Mycosphaerellaceae. The record is from the annotation of a GenBank genome assembly.
AUGAGGGACCUCAAAGGCUCGUCCAGAGGAUGGAUGAGUUUCUUGCUGUUGCUAUUAGCACUAUGCUUCCUCGUCACGCCGGCCGGUGAGUUGCUCUACGAUCCAAUGCCAACGAUUAGACUCCCGUCAAGAAACAGGCCCACGAAGCCGCGGCUAACACACCCGAAGCGACGGUAAAGCAUGAGAACUUCAAGACCUGCGAUCAGUCUGGAUUCUGUAAAAGGCAUCGGGCAUACGCCGAGACCGCCUUGAAGACCGCCCAAUGGGAAGCGCCCUACACCCUCGAACGAUCAACGAUCAAAUUCAGCAAUGGUAUCUUGACGGGCGUUGUAUACAAAAAGCUUUUGGAUACGGACGAGAUUGUUCGAUUGCCAAUCAAGGUUGCAUUCUACGAGUCGGGGGUCGCUCGUGUCACGGUUGAUGAAGAGAGACGGCAACAGGGAAAGAUCGAAUUGAGACACGACAGCAAGGUUAGGAAAGAACGGUACAAUGAGGCGGAGAAAUGGGCCAUUGUUGGAGGUACAACCCUCAGUACAGGCGCCGCGGUGGACAAGGACUCUGAGAAGGGCACUACCAGGAUCAAGUAUGGACCACAGAGCAAGUUCGAAGCCGUCAUUCGCCAUUCUCCGCUUGCCAUCGAUUUCAAACGAGACGGGGAGACUCAGAUCAAGCUCAACGAGCGAGGCUUGAUGAACGUUGAGCACUGGCGGAAGCAGAUCGAGAAAAAGGCACCAGAGGGCGAUGCAUCAGCUGAGGACGCCGAAGCGGAGAAGAAAGAAGAAGCUGGAGAGGACGAGAGCACUUGGUGGGAUGAGUCUUUUGGUGGAAACACAGACACCAAGCCGCGUGGACCUGAGGCUGUGGCUCUGGACAUCAGCUUUCCGGGCUACGACCAUGUCUACGGUCUUGCGGAGCACGCUGGUCCUCUGGCACUCCGUGAAACUCGCGGCGAAGGCGAGAACAAGUACAAUGACCCGUACAGACUGUACAACAGCGACGUGUUCGAGUACGAGAUGGACAGUCCAAUGACCUUGUACGGCGCCAUCCCGUUCCUUCAAGCACACAAGAAGGAUUCAACCGUCGGUGUCUUCUGGCUCAAUGGCGCCGAGACCUGGGUCGACAUUGUCAAAUCCACGACUUCGCCAAACCCACUCAGUCUUGGCAUUACUGGAACGAAGACAACUGAUACUCACUUCGUCAGCGAGUCUGGUCUGCUCGAUGUGUUUGUCUUCCUUGGACCCUCGCCACAGGAUGUCAUCGGAGCUUACACAGAGCUCACGGGCACACAACAGCUUCCACAGCAGUUCUCCAUCGCAUACCACCAGUGCAGAUGGAACUACGUCACCGAUGAGGAUGUCAAGGAUGUCGACCGCAAGUUUGACAGGAGCCGGAUCCCAUACGAUGUCAUCUGGCUCGAUGUGGAAUACACUGACGGCAAGAAGUACUUCACCUGGGAUUCGAUGACCUUCCGUGAUCCGAUCGGAAUGCAGAAGCAGCUGGACGAGCAUGAGCGGAAGCUCGUUGCGAUUAUUGACCCUCACAUCAAGAAUGAAGGCGGGUAUCCCGUCGUGGAUGAGCUCAAGUCGAAGGAUCUUGCCGUCAAGAACAAGGAUGGUAACAUCUACGAAGGUUGGUGCUGGCCGGGCAGCAGCUACUGGGUGGACUGUUUCAGUCCGGCUGCUCGCAAGUGGUGGGCUGGACUUUUCAAAUAUAGCAAGUUCACCGGAACGGCGAAGAACACCUUCAUUUGGAAUGACAUGAACGAGCCGUCUGUAUUCAACGGUCCUGAAACCACGAUGCCCAAGGACAAUGUGCAUCAUGGUGGCUGGGAGCACAGGGACGUCCACAACAUCAAUGGCAUGACGUUCAUCAACGCCACGUACGAAGGUCUCCUUGCUCGUGACAAGGAAGAGGAGAAGCACAACGUGCGGCCGUUCAUCCUGACGCGUUCCUUCUACUCCGGAAGUCAGAGACUGGGCGCCAUGUGGACAGGUGACAACCAGGCUGACUGGGCGCAUUUGGAAGCAUCGAUUCCAAUGGUGUUGAGUAUGGGGAUCAGCGGCUUUCCAUUUGCGGGUGCUGACAUUGGUGGCUUCUUUGGAAACCCUGAUAAGGACCUGCUCACGCGGUGGUAUCAGGCCGGCAUCUUCUACCCGUUCAUGCGCGCACACGCGCACAUUGACACUCGGCGUCGGGAGCCGUAUCUGGCAGGCGAGCCUUAUACGGAGAUCAUCACGCAAGCCGUUCGUCUGCGUUACAGUCUGCUGCCGGCGUGGUACACGGCUUUCCACGAGAGCCACGUGACGGGAGCGCCGAUCGUCCGUCCGAAUUACUACGUCUUCCCAGGCGACGAGAAGGGCUUCGGCAUUGACGAUCAACUAUAUCUGGGCAGCUUCGGGCUGCUUGCCAAGCCUGUCACCAAGAAAGAUCAGCCGGGCACGCUUGUGUACCUGGCUGACAAGGAGAAAUACUACGACUACUUCGACUUCUGGACGUAUGAGGGACCGGGCGAGGUUGCACUGUCGUCUCCGUUGGAGACGAUUCCUUUGCUGAUGCGCGGUGGACACAUCAUUCCACGUCGCGACCGACCGAGAAGGAGCUCCGGACUGAUGAAGUACGACCCCAUCACGCUCGUCAUCACACUGGGCAACUCGGGUGAUGCAGAGGGUACAUUGUACCUUGAUGACGGCGAGAGCUUCGAUUACGAGGAAGGCGCAUACAUCCAUCGCAAAUUCCAAUACCUCGGCUCCACCUCCACUCUCAUGAGCGAGGACUUGGCGACUGCUCCGGGUAAGAAGACGAAGGAAUACCUGAAGUCGAUGGAGAAGGUGCGUGUGGAGAAGGUCAUUGUCGUCGGCGCUCCCGAGACAUGGAAAGACAAGACCGAGGUGGAGGUGGGCGAGGAACAGAGCGGUAAGAGCACUGACGCCCGGAAAGUGCCAAUGGACUACCAUGGCAAGGAGGAGGGCAAGGCAGCGUGGGCGGUGGUGAGGGAUCCGAGUGUACAGAUUGGAUCGGGAUGGAAGAUUACGUUUGCGUGA